AUGUCAGGCUGGAGAUAUGCAUUUGCUCUGAGCAAACAAGAGGUCGCGGCCGCUACACCACCGGGAACAGCGAGGUUACUGGACGAAUCUACCCGCAUAUCAACGUCUCCCAACUCAUUUACUCGAUUUCCACCGCCAUCUGAGGACCCAGCGGACCCUCUGAACUGGGCACGAUGGCGGAAACUCGCGUUGCUCCUGGUUGUCUCGUUUUAUUCAUUUUGUGGCAACUUUACAUCUGCGAGCAUUGCGCCAGCACUUCAAUUAUGGUUUAAAACAUUUCCCAGCCAAGUUCGGCCUUAUGGUGACCUGACGCACUUCAUCGCUGUCAACACCUUAUUCCUCGGGACGUCCAACAUCUUGUGGGUUCCCUGCUCAAACAUCUUUGGUCGGAGGCCAGUGUUAUUGGCCGCGACGCUGCUGAUGACAGUCGCCACCAUAUGGUGCGCUGUCUCAACCACCUAUAACUCGGUACUGGUGGCAAGAUUGUUCCAAGGCAUAGGGGCUGGCGCCUCUGAGACCGUAGCCCCGGCCCUGAUUGGCGAGGUCUUCUUUGUAGAUGAACGUGGGCGUGCAAUGGCUGUCUAUACAAUGUUCCUGGCUGCAGGCUCGCUUAUUGGCGGCAUUGCUGGCGGUUACAUCGGCUUUUCAAAAGGCUGGGCGGAUAUUUUCUGGGUAGGAGUCGCUAUUUCCGCUUUCUGCUUUGUCUGCACUAUCUUGCUUGUGCCAGAGACACUAUACGAUCGUGUAGUCUCGCCCGUGGAAACUACGACCGGCUCUAAUAGCGGUGAGAAGGGGAGCGAAAUUCGCAUUGAGGAUUCUAGGAGUCAAAUGCUGGACUAUCGCCCAUACACCUUUGGAAGGUCGCUUGGGUUCACACACUACCGCGGCAAUGUGGUCAGCAAUUUUGCGGCACCAUGGAAGACGCUCUGGCUCCCUGGCACUUGGGUUGUGAUGUUCCAUUAUGCCGGCCUAGUCGGUGGGAUCGUGACAAUCUCCGUCAUCGGUCCUCAGCUGGUUGCCUCACCACCUUAUCUCUGGGGAAACAAUGUUGGGCUCAUAAACAUUGGAGGAUUGGUUGGCACACUCUUGGGCGCGGCAUACACUUACAUCCUCUCAGACGCCCUGCUCAAGAAGAAUGUCAAGACUUCUGGCAGUGGUCUCGCGGAGGCAGAGAGCAGGCUCCCAAUUAUGUUUCUAUCUCUUGUCGUCGCGACCGGCGGUUUCUUAGUCUUUGGAUUUUCUGCCCAAUACCCCUCCAAGAAUGGCUGGGUUGGCCUAUGUGCCGGCUAUGCAAUGGUUGCUUUUGGCCUAAUGCAGCUCCCCUCCGUCGGUUUCAACUACCUUAUUGACGCCUACAAACAACGAGCUGGUGAUUGUUUCGUCAUGGUUACCAUUAUACGAGCCACUAUCGCCUUUGCCUGGACAUUUUUUGUUGCGAAUUGGGUCGCGGAGAAGGGACCGGCGGAGCCGUUUGGCAUAUUUGGAAUGCUCAUGGGCCUCUUCUCUCUAUUAACCAUCCCUCUGUGGAUGUUUGGCAAGAGGAUGAGAAUUGCAACAAGUAAGCUUGUGGAAUCUUGA
This is a messenger RNA of Colletotrichum graminicola M1.001, 1578 nucleotides long. RefSeq names its product major facilitator superfamily transporter. NCBI's taxonomy places the organism in Eukaryota, Fungi, Ascomycota, Sordariomycetes, Glomerellales, Glomerellaceae. Gene Ontology annotation, cellular component: membrane. Bases 1 to 1578 code for a protein of 525 amino acids. The transcript has 5 exons. Gene Ontology annotation, biological process: transmembrane transport. The record is from RefSeq and is a predicted model, not a curated record. Gene Ontology annotation, molecular function: transmembrane transporter activity.